Ostrinia furnacalis (Asian corn borer) is the source of this 896-nucleotide messenger RNA. It is a transcript of the gene Brms1, whose product is annotated as breast cancer metastasis-suppressor 1-like protein. The transcript is spliced from 4 exons. The record is from RefSeq and is a predicted model, not a curated record. The coding region runs from base 110 to 790 and encodes 226 amino acids. NCBI's taxonomy places the organism in Eukaryota, Metazoa, Arthropoda, Insecta, Lepidoptera, Crambidae.
UGACGUUUCAUCUUCGAGUUCGAGGGAAAGUCACAAAAUCGUAAACUGAUUCCUUUCUCCAAAAAAUUGCAAUUACCUUGCUUUAUUUUUCUAAAUUGAGUGGUCGAAAAUGCCUUCAAUGAAGGUAGAAGGUGAUAGUGACGGUGACGGAGACAUGUCUGGAGGAGAUACUGAAAGAUCUGGGGGAUCCUCCCGAGGGCCUGAUAGGGACUCCAGCGCUGAGGAAGCUGAUGAACCCGACUCUGAUGACUCCUCAGAGAUGGACGAGAGUGAAUGCGAGCGGCGCAGGAACGAGUGCCUGGACAACUUAGCGAACCUCGAGCGUCAAUUCACCGUUCUCCGUGAGCAGCUGUACUGUGAGAGAGUGAAGCACGUUGAGUAUCAGCUGGCCGAAGUGCGCGGUGGGAGGUCCCAGGAGUACCAGGGGCCCUUACGCAGGCUGCAAGAGAACAUGCGGGUUAGAAUCGAAGUGGCCGGCAUCCUGAAGCAGUACCGCAUCGAGAACAUCAAACACAAGUACGAGGCUGAGGAGCAGGCCGCUCACCAGCAUUAUAAGAGUGAAAAAUGGUUGGCCUACGAGACGCUAAAAGAAGAGAUCCAAGAAAAAAUCCGUAAGUUAGAAGAGGAGAGGCACACAGUGGACUUAUGGCCUAGCGGGAACGAAUGGGGCAGGAGGAGGCGCAAGAGGCAGGUGACAGUUUCCCCCCCUUAUGUAGUCUACAUGCUCCCUGAUGCUGACAUCAUGGAAGACUGGCGACUGGUCAGGAAACUGCUCGAGAGAGCUGACUAGCGAAUAAUCUAGGUUUAAUAGGAAGGUGGAUUGUGUGCAUAAUUUUAUAAUAGAUCGUUUCAUCCACAAAGACGCGCCCCAACAAUUUUUGGUCGAGGGAAGCGCG